Molecule: messenger RNA, 572 nt
Organism: Owenia fusiformis
Lineage: Eukaryota; Metazoa; Annelida; Polychaeta; Sabellida; Oweniidae
Source: the annotation of a GenBank genome assembly
UAUGGUAGUCCUAUCCAUCAUUAUCUCAAUGUUUGUAUUGAACAUGUGUACCACCCUGUAUAUCUGAAUUGUAUUUCAGGUGCUUACUAUUGCUUCAACCUGGUUAUGGUAGUCCUAUCCAUCAUUAUCUCAAUGUUUGUAUUUAACAUGUGCGUCAGAGGGCCAAGAAGGGGAAGUGCACCAAACUGGCUGAAGUCGCUUGUUCACGGUAAGCUGGGUUCCCUGUGUUGCGUUCGAGAAGAAAUGUACUCCCCAUUGGUCCACUUUGAACACAGAGAUGACGACGAAGCUCAGCUCACGUCAAAUAUUGUCAGAAAUAAUGACACCGAUGAAAUGACCGAUCUGAACACAAACAAGCUUGAUAAAACAUUGACGGAGAUCUUGGGAUAUUUGAAGAGCUCCAAUCAAGAUCCCUCGUCCAUCACCUGCGCAAGUUAACCAGGACGAGUGGUACAAGGCUGCAUUGAUGCUUGAUCGCAUUGCACUCAUGUUGUACAUCAUCGUUUGUAUCAUAGGAUCUAUAUGUAUACUUUUGUAACUGUACCUGCUAUACCAAUAUCAUAGGAUCUAUA